Messenger RNA from Ziziphus jujuba (common jujube), 1651 nucleotides. RefSeq names its product ras-related protein RABC1. The coding region runs from base 203 to 820 and encodes 205 amino acids. Lineage: Eukaryota; Viridiplantae; Streptophyta; Magnoliopsida; Rosales; Rhamnaceae. The record is from RefSeq and is a predicted model, not a curated record. Gene Ontology annotation, molecular function: GTPase activity; GTP binding. The transcript is spliced from 8 exons.
AAUUAAUUAGUUAAGAUACAAGAACUCAAGAACACGUGGAGUCCAUUUAAGAAGACGGUGAGAGAAGAACGACGUCGAAUUGAGCAAAUUCUGAGAUCGGCCUUCUUCAGAAAUAGUUUUUUUUUUUUUUUUCUUCUCCACAACAAAAAGAACAUUUUGAUGCUUGUGCUCUCUCUUCUAUUUUCUUCAGAUUGGAUUGAACAUGGAAUCAGCGGAGUUCGAUUACUUGUUCAAGAUGUUGAUGAUUGGGGACUCGGGUGUGGGCAAGAGCAGUCUCCUCCUCAGCUUCACUUCCGAAACCUUUGAAGACCUUUCUCCUACCAUUGGUGUUGAUUUUAAGGUGAAAUUUGUUGAUAUUGGAGGGAAAAAACUGAAGCUUGCAAUUUGGGAUACGGCUGGUCAGGAGAGAUUUAGGACAUUGACAAGUUCGUAUUACAGAGGUGCACAAGGAAUCAUUUUGGUUUAUGAUGUAACACGUCGUGAAACAUUUACAAACCUCUCUGAAGUUUGGGCCAAGGAGAUAGACCUCUAUUCAACAAAUCAAGACUGCAUUAAGAUGCUUGUAGGGAACAAAGUGGAUAAGGAAAGUGACAGGGUUGUAACAAAGAAAGAGGGAAUAAACUUUGCUAGAGAAUAUGGUUGCCUUUUUAUCGAAUGCAGUGCUAAAACUCGAGUUAAUGUACAGCAGUGCUUUGAAGAACUUGUUUUAAAGAUUCUGGAUACUCCCAGCCUCUUAUCUGAGGGCUCUAGGGGGGUGAAGAAGAACAUCUUUAAAGAGAACAAGCCGCAGUCAAUCACAGCCAAUAGCAGUUGUUGCUGAGGCUGGAUCUUUCCUACAAACUUCAGCAUUUCGGAUCUCUAACUCAAGGUAAACCUUCGAUUGAAUAUUUUGAAGAAAUUUGCUAAACAUUGAAGUUUUGGAGCUUUUCCUUGAAGAGCUAAGUAUGAGGCAUGAAGUGUGGACCCCUAGAAUGAGCUUGGGCGUACAUACUUGUUCCUACAAGGUGUACACACCACUUUUGUGUAGAAAGAAAAUAAGCUUGGGUGUGUACACUUACUUGAGUAGGUGCCCACUACUUAACAAAGGAAAACAAGUUAGUUCAGGCUCUAGCAAAUGCCUUGUUUUCAACCUAUUCUCACGUGUAAACCACCUUUGUGAAAGCUUAAUUGUCAUUUUUUAAGCUUAAUCUAGGCAUUAGUGAGGCAUGUGACUUCUAUAUACCUAUUUUUGGUGAUGGUCUUAUAAGAAAAACAAAAGGUGAAAAGUUUAAUGAAGCUCUUUGGCAAAUAUCUUUACAUUUACCCAAAAAAAAGGCAAGACUAACUAUCAAGGGGUAAUUAUUGAGAGAAAAACACCACAAUUUUAAGAAAGAGAAAGCAUUUGUAAAGAGAUAAGCUCUAAGGAUUUUGGAGUUCUUAAAGUGUCCAAGGCUUUGAGUUUGUUUAGAAGAGCUAUCAUACCUGAGAUUUCUCUAUCUCCCUACCUCUUCUUUUAAUUUUUCUUAUUUUUAUAAUAGAAUUCUUGGAUUUACAUAGGAGAUGAUAACUUCUUUUAUGGAAUUCUAUAUUUUUUUUUGUAUUUGAUUUUCUUUUAGACAUGAGUGGUUAAAUCUUUUGGAUCUAGAACCUUGAAUGCAACUUAAAUUGUUAA